Messenger RNA from Salvia splendens (bonfire salvia), 529 nucleotides. Its product is annotated as protein TIFY 5A-like. Gene Ontology annotation, biological process: regulation of defense response; response to wounding; regulation of jasmonic acid mediated signaling pathway. Gene Ontology annotation, cellular component: nucleus. Lineage: Eukaryota; Viridiplantae; Streptophyta; Magnoliopsida; Lamiales; Lamiaceae. The coding region runs from base 79 to 366 and encodes 95 amino acids. The record is from RefSeq and is a predicted model, not a curated record. The transcript has 3 exons.
AACUACAACUUGGGGCUCCGCCUUGAACGCCCUCCUCUCUUCCUCCGCCCCGCCGAUCACCAACCCCGCCACCCCGAAAUGGUGGACAAGGAUGAAGAAGAGAAGCAGCAGCUCACAAUUUUCUACAAUGGAAAAAUUGUUGUUUGCGAUGCUACUGAACUACAGGCUCGAGCAAUCUUAUGGCUUGCGGGCCGUGAAGCAGAACCGUACGACACGCCCCGAUCCGAUCUGCCGUCUCCGUUGGUAGCUUCUCCACUUUAUAGUCCAAACACUGACUUAAAGAGAUCGUUGAUGAGGUUUCUUCAAACAAGAAAGACUAGGGUUCAAGCAACUUCCCCAUACCCCAUUGUUAGGAAUUCCAACUAGUUAGAUUUAAUGAUUAAUUAAUUAAUUAAGUGAUUUUUAAUUUUAUUUUAACUAGUUGGUGUGCUAGGAAAAGUGCCACUAUAGCCUGCACGUGAUUAACGCAUAUUUAGAUUCAUGUACUUACUUCUAAUUAUUUGUACUUUGUUCUAAUUUAAACUUUACU